Molecule: messenger RNA, 1041 nt
Organism: Acaulospora morrowiae
Lineage: Eukaryota; Fungi; Glomeromycota; Glomeromycetes; Diversisporales; Acaulosporaceae
Source: the annotation of a GenBank genome assembly
AUGUCUGAGUCUAUAACGUGGGAACGGAUUGACGAACAUUUUGAAAAUAUACUUUCGAGUAAAAAAACAAGUGAAAUACCAGAAUUUCAUAAAAAGUAUUGCAAUAUAUGGACGAAGGAGACUGAAAAUUUUUCCAAAGAAGUGAGGGUAAACUAUAAACUAAUUGAACUAAUCGUAGAGAGUCAGUUACCGAAUGAGAAGAUUAGGGAGAACCUUGAGAGAAGAAGUUACAUUUUGGAUGUCGAUAACUCUUUCGAAAAAGCGAUGUCAAUGCAUACAUUCUUCGUUACACUGGAAGAUGAAUGGGAUAGAAAGAUCAAAAAGGUGAAGAAAAGUGAAUUGAACCCAAAGAACUGGCCGAAAGUUGAUGAUGAGGUCAUUGUGGAUAUUCCCGAUGAAGUAGUCAUACAAAAGGAAAUUCAAGCGAUGAAAGAAAAAAAGAAUCAGCAUAUCAAAAAGGCAAAGAAAAAAGGUUUCGAGAUGAUUGGAUACGGCACUGCCGCGAUCAUGGGCGCUUCAGCAUCGAUAAUGUUUCCGCCGGUGAUGAUCACAAUUGGCAUUUUAGGUUUGUUUCAAGUCUCGUACUGCGGAUAUACCGUGGCCAAAGAACUUUACAAAUCUUAUGAUGCGAACAAAAAAUUGAAUAAGAUGAUGAAAUUAAGGUCUAGCUUUUUUGAUAAGCCAGCAUCCGAAAUAAUCAAGAGUACCAGGCUAGAACCGGAACCAGCAACACGUAAUUACCCAGGUGAAAAAGAAAUGACGGUUUUAUCUUUAGGGGAAAAAGGAAAACCGAAUUAUUCUGUGAGACAAAAUAUAACGGAAAAAUCGAAUGAAGAUCACAUGAAGAGAGUACAGGCGCAAUCAGAAUUUGAAAAAAUAAUCGAAGGAAUGGACCUUUUCCACGAAAUGAUAUUGGUAUUCCACAAGACCUGGAAGGAAGCUUCAAAAAGGAUUGGACUGGCAAAAGAUGACUUAAUCAAUAAUAUCGGUAUGUUGAAAGAAGCUACCGAAACAUUGAAGGUGAUUAGCGUUGAUCACUAA